Salarias fasciatus (jewelled blenny) is the source of this 1038-nucleotide messenger RNA. It is a transcript of the gene cenpw, whose product is annotated as centromere protein W. Gene Ontology annotation, molecular function: DNA binding; protein heterodimerization activity. The transcript is spliced from 3 exons. Bases 46 to 273 code for a protein of 75 amino acids. Gene Ontology annotation, biological process: kinetochore assembly; chromosome segregation; mitotic cell cycle. Lineage: Eukaryota; Metazoa; Chordata; Actinopteri; Blenniiformes; Blenniidae. The record is from RefSeq and is a predicted model, not a curated record. Gene Ontology annotation, cellular component: kinetochore; nucleoplasm.
CGUCAACAAUUUGAACUUUUGUUUUAAACUGAAGAUCUUACCAAAAUGUGGAACAAACCUCCCGUUUUGAAGAAGACGAUCAAGGCGAAGGCGACGACCAACAUCAACACGAGGAAGGCGUCAGAUGCGAUGAUUGAGCUGCUGACGGUCCUGUUCCUGAAAAGUUUGGCCGAGGAGGCAAAAACCAAAGCUUUUGAAGAAAAGUCUGCGACGAUCAGACCUGAACAUGUCCGAAAUGUCGCCAAGGAAAUGUUGAAAAAGUCAAGAGGAUGAAGACACUGGAGAUCAUUCUGGACAAAAUACAUUUAAACUUUUUUUCUUAUUUUGUAUUUUUUUUUUUUUUAAUUGAAUUAGUUAUUGUUUCUGUGCCUCUUUUUAUGGCUCAGAAGCAAAUUCCUUUGUGCUUUACUUUAAAUCUGAGAUAUUUUCAGUCUUGUUCCUGGUGUGAAAAUAAUUUUCACAUCUGAGUAUUUUUUGCAGAAUGUAUACUCUAUAAUGCCUCUAUUAUUAAAUCCCUCAUGUGCACAAAUAGUGCUGCUUAUUUAUUAGGCAAAAUAGGUUAUUUUUAUGUGAGUCAGAAACUUUCAAAAGCUGAACAACUCUGUUAAUCGACCGUUUUUAACUUUGUGUUCCUCGUUUUCAAACUUCUCUCAGCUCUUGCCUCGCUCUCCUAUCGUCUGUCAUGCUUCAUGUUUUUAACCUCAUGCUUCACAGCCUCUUCGAAUUCCUCACCUCUUCACGCUACAUAGAUUAUCUGAGCCUCUGAGAUCAUAUCCAGCUCAUUCCUUAUCACCGCGGGGUUCUUCCCAGUAAGAUAUUCGCCCUCUGGAGCGUGUGUUACUCAGACGAGCAAGGGUCAAAGUCGUAAAAUAAUCCGAUCGCGCUGCCGAGUAUCUCUUAAAUGCUUACUGAAAAGCAUGUUGUGUCUGCUCCACCAGAGCCUUGACAGCAGGUGGUGAUCUGAAAGUUGUUUCUGGUUUGUAUUAUAUUGGUUUAACUUUUUUUUUUUAUUGACCUAUUUCCAGAAUUCUCUUUAUC